UAUUUCUAUACUUGUUGCAAUAUAUAUUUUUAUUACAUUACCAUAUUUAAUUCAAUAACGUAACAACUAAUAUCAAACUUCUGUUUUUACGGUAAUCAGGUAAUUUUCUUUUUUAUUGGACAAUACUCACAAAUGUAUCAAGUGAUUCAAUGGUUAUGAGCCAGUUCAGAAGUUAAUUAAAAUCGAGGAUAAUUAGACUAUCGGUAUUUUUAUGUCACCUGAAUUUUCAAAUAGUAGUUAUCUCAAAACUUUAAAUUUUGACUUGUUACUGUAUGGUACUGGGGUAUCGAUAUGAGCACUUAUAUCCCUCUGCCUCCAAACGUCACCGUUCAUAAUAAUUUAGACAGUUAAACUGUGUGUUUACUCCCGUAUAAAUGCGUAUUAUUGAUGAUUUUCAGUGUAUUAAUUAGUCAAUAUUAGUGAUUAGUUUAAUGGACGUAAAUAGCCAAAUGAAUAUGGAACAUUUUGAUGAAGAUGAAUCUCUUGACGAUAGUGAUCUAGAUCGUGAUUAUGUCCCAGAAGAUGUACGGACUUCUACAUCUGAAGCUGAAGCAGACGUCGGCAACCAGCAGAUGAACAGAAGCAGAAAAAGGAUCAGAAAUGAAUCUUCUUGGGCACGGAACAAAGCAAAGAAGUGCAGGAAUAGUGGCGGCGAAUAUAUUGGUCAUAGGAAAGUGUUUAAGGAGUCUAAAAGCGUUCAACAGCUAGCAGGCCAUCGAUAUGAUUGUAGUAGUUUUUCGGAUGAAGACCAUCAACAAAUCUUUCAAGACUAUUGGAAUUUGGGUUCAUGGAAUCUACAAACGGCAUUUUUAAAUUCCUUUAUGCAAACAGGUUAGCGUCAAAAUAAAACUACAGGGUAAAAGAGUUUGCAAACUAUUUGUGUUAAAAACUUUGAACAUAAGCCAAAAAAGGUAUGACAAUGUUUUAAAGAACAGAAAACCUUCAGGUGUAGCUCCAACUGACCAACGUGGUAGACACAUACCAGCAAAUAAGAUUUCAGAACAUGAUAUUGGAGUAAUAAAGGCCCAUAUUCGGUCAUUCCCGAAAUAUUCAAGCCAUUAUUCACGAAACAAAAAUCCACAGACAAAAUAUCUCUCAGGCGAACUGAAUAUUCACAAAAUGUAUACACUUUUUUUGGAGUUUUGCCAUGAAAAUAGUAUUCAACAUACUGUUAAGGAGAGUUUUUAUAGAUUCAUUUUUACAACGCAAUUCAAUCUCAGUUUUAAACGGCCUCACACUGAUACGUGUACAACAUGCGAUGCACUUGAAAACAAAAUAAAUAACGAUCCUAAUGCCGAGGUGGUGAAAAAUAGUAAAAUCCAGAAAGAUGUUCAUUUACGUAAAGCGGAGAAAGCUAGAUCAGAAAAAGAUGAUGCCAAGAAACUUGCCAAGGAUAACGCAACUACUGUAAAAGCAAUAUGUUUCGAUCUUGAAAAAACUCUCCCCACACCUGUACUAACCUGCAGUAAAGUUUACUAUCUCAGGCAACUGUGGACGUACAAUUUUGCAGUGCAUGAUCUUGCUAAUAAUCAAGCCUCAAUGUUUAUGUGGCACGAAGGUGAGGCAUCGAGGGGAUCCCAAGAAAUCGGGUCGUGCCUAAUUAGGUAUGUUCAACAACUACCUAAUUCAAUAGAACAUCUUAUAGCAUUUAGCGAUAACGCAGGCGGCCAAAACAAAAAUAACAACAUUAUUAAAUUUUGCAGGCAUAUUGUUCAGACAACAUCUAUUCAGAGAAUAGACCAUAAAUUUUUGAUUUCUGGGCACUCUUACAUGGAAUGCGAUCAACACUUCGGGAUUAUUGAAAAGUCCAAAAAGAAAAACCAAUAUAUUUUUGUUCCGGAUGACUGGUUCAACGUAGUGGCUCAUGCAAGCCGGAAGUUUACAGUUGUAAGAAUGGCCAUUGAAAGCUUUAUGUCAGUUCAACCUAUGAAAAAAAGCAUAAAGGACUCUAUUCGAGGGUUACGCAAUGUUCAAUGGUUCCGACUGGAGAAAGAUAAACCGGAUACUCUUUUAUACAAGAACAACUUUGAGGACAUGGACUUUGUUGAAUUUGAUCUAAGAAAGCAGAAAAAGGGCCGUCCAAAUGCUCAUUAUGAACUUAGCUUAUUGUACCCUACACCACCACUUAUAAAGACAGCAAAAUAUGAAAACCUUCAACAACUUCUUCCUUUUAUACCACCCAUCUACCAUAACUUUUAUACAACACUAAAGCACCAAGGAAAUGCUACUACAAAAAAUAUUGCUUCAACGACAAUAAACGGAAACAGGAAAAUACAAGAUACAGAUACCAGGCGAGGACGUACAGUCGCAGAAAAUUCUGAAGAUAUUGCUACUGAGUGGGAGUCCGAUGAUGAGUAAAAAUAACCAAACAUUUUUUCAUUGAAACCUUUGUAUACUCUACCUGUAAUAAUCAAUAAAACUAUUAGUUUGGAUCUUAAAUGUUUUUCCUGUGGCCCUUUUCCAAAAUCACUUGGAUAAGGUAAACAAAAUGCUAAAAAAAGUCUUAUCAUUAAGUACAAAAGAGAUGUAAGUUACAUAUUCGGAUGCAAAGGGGUGUAAGUAGUAACGUCCCUUUACUUUACUCCCUGUAUUUUUAGUACUAAUGAAUAAAUUGAAAUAUUUCAAAAGUUUAAAAACAGUUAAUAAGAUACAUCAGAAAAGUAAAAAAAAUAUUUUUCUAAUUUUCGGUAGUCCUUGAUUUUUCUGUAAGACUUUAACUUUGAGAGCCUUUUUCUCGACAUCGCUAAAUUUGCACUUACAUCCCUUUGCUUCUUACCGCCUCAAUUUAUAAAUCAUCUACUUCCGGUCUAACCGGAAGUGAUAUAGUAACAACACUAACUUCAUAAAGUAAACUUUUUUGUCCUGUAUCGAUGUGCCAAA
This is a messenger RNA of Onthophagus taurus, 2880 nucleotides long. Lineage: Eukaryota; Metazoa; Arthropoda; Insecta; Coleoptera; Scarabaeidae. The record is from RefSeq and is a predicted model, not a curated record.